AAACCAAUUCUGACACCGACUAACUUUACAAAGAAAUAUGGCGGUGCAUUGGCCCGUGCGGUAAUCGCCCAACAGAAGUACCGAGUUAUAAUCAGAGUACUUGGAGACCGUACAGAUAAUAUUUCUGUAGGACAAAAAAAUUUUGAUGACUCAGUUACAAAAAAUGCUACUAAUUUAUAUGGUCGUGUUAGAAUAUCAACAAACCCCGCAAUAAGCCUUCAUGCAUUGAUGUAA
Dentiscutata erythropus is the source of this 234-nucleotide messenger RNA. NCBI's taxonomy places the organism in Eukaryota, Fungi, Glomeromycota, Glomeromycetes, Diversisporales, Gigasporaceae. The record is from the annotation of a GenBank genome assembly.